GCCUACUGUCAGUUCACCGUGUUGACUCCGUACGGCUGCCGGACCCUAACAUCUUGGACACAACUGCACUAGGAAUGUCCCGACCAGCAGACCGGCAGCCGAGCACGGCGAGUAGACUGAAGGGCAAGGAGGUGGCGGCCCUGCAGCGCGCCCUGGAGAGUGAGAGAUCUGCCACGAGGGCGGCGCAGGAGCGAUGCCGAGAACUGCAGCAGACGCUCGACAGUGAACGGAGCGCUGGACGAGCGUGGCGCCGCGAGGUGGCGACCCAGGUCAGGGUGGCCAGGCAGCAAGAGGCUGACAAAUAUGCAGCCCUCCUAGACAACUUCAAAACAAGAAUGGAGUUGGCCCAGACCGAGGCAAUAGCAGCAGAAAAGGAGUCUAUCAAACGAUCCCUUACCGCAGAGUUCCAGCGGGAGUUUCACGCGCGUCAGGAGGAGUUGCGACGCGAGGCCAAGCAGCAAGUGGAGCUUCUGCAGGAACAACUCCGGGAGUCUCGGCGGGUGGAGUCGCCCCCUCGCAGCGAGGUGGAGGCGCUGGUACACUCCCUGCACGCGGAGUUCCACCGCAACCUCAACCAGAAACAGGACGAGUGGAAGAGGGAGCACCAGGCUCAGGUGGAGUCUCUGACCACGCAGCUAAGGGAAAUGCAGCGCCUCUACACCGACACCUGCAACAAACUAACGACUACAACGAACGAAGCCGAAAACAUACCCAAACUACGUCAGGAAAUACAAACCCUGAAACAUUACAAUAAAGACUUGGAAGAGAAGAUACAGAUGUUAACUGAAGCGGAUAGAAGGAAGGUCGAGGAUUUCCGCUCACAGCAUGAAGAGAAUUCUGCUAGAAUCGCAGAACUACAGAAAUCAGCGAGGAAGGAAACUUUUCAAUUGCUAGAGGAGAUGAAGAGCAAGGACCGAGUGAUAGACCAGCUACAGAGACAGUACCAUAUCCUGGCCACACGUCUAGACAAGAGUCUUUCACCUCAUGGCAGUCUGACGAGGUCUAGGAUGAUCUCGGAGACAUCUCUCAAGGAGCCGGAGAGGCCGGGGGAGCAUUCAAGACUUUGUAUCAAGCGCCCUAAACAACUUUCGUUUGCCUCUGACGUGAACAAACGAUUACGAGCUCAGGAAGGGCGAAAACCUCCGGACCCCCCAGGGCCAGACGUGGUUACGACGAAAAGAGAAGACGAUCAACCAAACAACGAACAAUCAAACUCGAAUUCCUGGGAACCGUCAAACGAGAAGGAAAAGAGCGAAACAGAAUCUUCCCAGAUAAUAAAUAUGUGGACCAAGAAGGUGGGACUGGAGACCCUGUACCAGCUACUGCUAGAGGAACACCAGGAGCUACAGAGGAGUCAUGUAGUGGCCAUCACGAGACUACGAGACGAGGAGAGACAGAGGACUAAGUUAGAGCAGCAACUUAGAGAGUGUCGGAGGGCCGAGGGAGACAAUCUGAUCAACUUGGCACUGGCAGAGCAAAUAACAGAGCUGCAGCAGCGACAGGCGGAGUUGGAGGCGGAGGCACAAGAGUUGCGAGAACAGAACGAUCUACUUGAGUUCCGCAUACUUGAGUUGGACGAUGGUGUCAGCUGUAGUAGUUUCCAUUAUAAGUCUCCUUCUAGCCGAAGUCCUGAUACCCGUGAUAGGGAAAUAGACGAUGUUAGCGACAGUGGAGUUAUGUCUUUACCAACAAGUGAAGAUAUCAGCGAAGCCGACUUUCAAGACUUUAAAAUGGAACCCAAUAACAGGGAUGUGAAGUGCAAGCUAGCCCAGCUGUGUCAGAGUCUAGAGAACGUGUCUGAGAGGAUCAGUAUCCAGCAGGCCUUGGCUCUGCUGCGUCACUACGAGACAAGACUGGAGAGUCUAGAGGCUACCCUAGCUGCCAUGUGUCAGGAGGCUGCACAGACAAAGGGUUUUGAGACUCAACCCUCAUUAAUGGACCAUGCCAAGUCCCCCAGCAGAAUAAUUGCAACAGUACUUCCUUUUAACGACUUGUCUUCCACAUAUCACUGUAAAGAUGUGAAGGAUGAAAUGCCUAUAAAACGGCUGUUGAGAGACCAAGACUGCAUGCAGGAAAGUGGGAUCUUUGAGGACAACGGACUAACAGCCUGUUUACUCAAUGUUGCCACUCAGACUGACUGGACCUUCGACCCUCCUCCGGGAGACCUGGGGGCCGAGAUACGCAAACUUACUCGGAUAAGGGAGAGAAUAGAAGAGAAAGGGGGAAACAAAAAGCUGCUUAAAACAUCUGAUGAUGAUCCUGAGUUCCUAACUCACACUACUUCUCUAAAAGAGUUGUUAUUCUACAGAGAGAGGGUACAAAUGUUGGAAGAGAAAAUAGCCAUAUACGAGAGUCAUGGAGAUGAGCAAUCUCGACUAUUAGCUUUAAGAUUAGAAAAAGAGGUACUUUUAGCUGCCCAAAUCAAACAUCUUCAAAGUACAUUGAGGAAAUUAAAAGAGCAAAACCGAUUACUAGAGGAAGAGAAAUGUGAGUUUGAAGAAGCUGAAAAUGAUACAAGAUUGAGGUGCCAAAAAUUAGAGGUUAAAUUAAGUGCAUUAGGAGAAAAGAAAAGUGAUUUGCAAGUACAAUUACAGCAAAAUGCUCGAACUAUGUCAAACCUACGAAGCUCUCUUUCAGAGGAAGAAAGAAAAAGAAAUGAGGCUAGACAGUAUGCAGCAAAAAUGGAAGCACUAGUGAACAAAUUAGAACAGCAAAAUUUUGAAAUGGAGGAGAAAGAAAUAGAAGUUCGUUACCGUCUACAUACAUUGGAAAAUAUAAUUCCAGCCAUGGUUAUGUAUUAUUUGUGGAGAAUGCUAAAUUCUGCCAGGCCUUACAUAUACAGUGAAAAUAGAAAAUUAGUUUCCCGCGGUUCAGUUAGUGAUACUCUCUUAAUUAAACCAAUUAAUUCUGAGCAAGAAAACAAAACUCUUUUUACCUCACCCGGAUUGCAAUCAUGCCACGAUAGUGAAAACUUAAGAAAAAGUUUAGAGGAGAUCAAAAGGUUUCUUACCCUCAAAGAAAAAGGAGAAGUGAUCAAUCCUAAUGUUCCUGGGACCUCCAGUGCAGCGAUCUUAGUUAUUGAAGAGUUAUCAAAUAAAUGUCAGGUGAUGGAUGAGCGGAUAAAAGAGUUAGAAUUCAAUGAAAAGGCUUACCAAGAAACCGUUCAAGCGGGAGAUGAAAUGUUAAUGAAAAUGGAACAAGAGUAUAAACAACAGCUGAAAUCCCUAGAAGAGGAACUGAGCCAAAAACAGGCUGAUAUUAUAAAGGCUGAGGCUCAAAUAAGGAGGUUGUCUAGAAACAAUGAUUUAGAAACACAGUUUCAAGAGCAAGUAAAUCAACUUGAGAAUGAAAUAUCUCGUUUAACAGAAAAAUUGGCACAAAAAGAUAAAGAGAAGAAAACAUUGCAAGAAAAGCAUGACAGGCUUUUUUCAGAGCGAGAAGAUGCUAUUGAUAAGUUAAAUAAUUUUAUUGAAAACAUAGAGAAACCACUAAGAGAAGAACUGGAUAUUGUUAAAAGAAAAAUUAGAGAUUUGUUAGGAGAUCUAGAUCUACGAGAACAAGAAAAAGUAGAAAUUGACGAAAUAAAUAGGAGUUUGGGAAAAGAGUUAAACCAGAGAGGCAGAGAACUAGACGAAAGUGAGGUUACGAUUAGCGAGUUGCGAGAAGAAGUGCAGACAUUAGAGAGGGAGGUUCUAGAGCUGCGUGCAGCGCUGAGUCAGGAGAGAGACAACAAUGAUCAGCUGAUGAUAGCAGUGGAGAGAGAGAGACAGCUGAGGGAUGUCCCCAGUCCUGGGAGUGACGCGCCCAGUCUGGCCGGCUCACUGCACGAGGAGCUCCUAGAUGCGGCUGAGCACCAUGUUGAUGUGAUGUCAACAAGGGAUGUUGCAGCUUCCAACACUCCACCUUCUCCUUCCACUAGUAGACUGAAUGACUGUUACAAAUCAGAGCAAAUAAUCAAAGAGUUUGAUCCAAACAACCCAAUUCCAGUCAAGUUUUUGGACAGAACAAUAUCAGCAUAUCAACAUUCCAGAAAUUGUUGGAAUUGUACAAAUACUUAUGCCCCACAGCUGAGGCAUAUAUUAAGUAUCCUACAAAAGACUGCUCCACAAAGUAAAAUGAACCAUACCUCUCCUGGCCUCCUUGAUGAUAACCUAGAGCAAACCCCAGCAAACCAGAGCCGUCCAGGCACAAAUCAAUCAUCUCCUUCUCUUACGGUAAUUAAUAACAAUACGGGUGAGGACCUGAGCUCCAUAGUGUCGGGGUUGGUAGCCAAGUGUCGAGCCAAGUGUCGAGUCAAGGACCACAUGAUCCGAUGCCUCGCUGACCAACUGCGCCCUUGUCCCUGGCUUUUCAAUGACCUGCUCAAGAACCUUAGUCUAGACCCAGUCCUCACCUAUGACUUCACCCGGAUCUCUCUCUACGAGUACAUUAACGGAACUCUCAAGCCGUCAAUCACUGAAAUUUCGGAGGGUGAUGACCCAGGCUACUCCAGUACUAACCCACUGCUGCUCUCUGUGGUGGACAAACCUGAUCCUUUCAGUCUGCUGGUAACCUGGACACCUCCCACGUCCAAUAAUGUUACAGUAUUUAAGAUAGUGGUAGUAGAUCAGGUGUGGGAGCGUAUCUACACCCCCGCUCGCACCUCCACUAUUCUGCAAUCCUUGGAUCUCAGGAAGCCUGUAACCAUCACAAUCUUUGCGCUGCAGCAGAACGGAGACGUGGUACAAGAACACUCCGUCCACUACCCUCCACGGACAACAUAGCUGCCCCUAGUCCACCCUUGUGUCUCUAGUCGUUUAUAUUUUACCAAUGUAUUACUAUUACUAACUAUUAAGAUUCCUAUUCACAUCCCUGUUUACUUGUAUAUAUGUACAUAACAAAAUCUCGUAUAAAUGUCCAUAGCUAUUUUCUUAACCGUUGUUUACCAUAUUACGAGUUAUAAUAAAUUGUUAUUCAAUCAAAA
Macrosteles quadrilineatus (aster leafhopper) is the source of this 4963-nucleotide messenger RNA. RefSeq names its product desmoplakin-B-like. Bases 75 to 4763 code for a protein of 1562 amino acids. The transcript is spliced from 25 exons. The record is from RefSeq and is a predicted model, not a curated record. NCBI's taxonomy places the organism in Eukaryota, Metazoa, Arthropoda, Insecta, Hemiptera, Cicadellidae.